AGCAUGUCCAGGGCUCAGGCGGAAGGGAGACUGCUGCAGACGUUGUUCACUGGCUAUAAUAAACUGGCUCGCCCUGUGGCCAACAUGUCAGAGGCCGUGCGUGUUAGCUUUGGCCUGUCAAUUGCUCAGCUCAUUGAUGUGGAUGAGAAAAAUCAAAUGAUGACCACUAAUGUCUGGCUGAAACAAGAAUGGUAUGAUUACAAGCUGCGAUGGGACCCUGCUGAUUACGACAAUGUUACUUCCAUGCGAAUUCCAUCUCAGUUCAUAUGGAGGCCAGAUAUUGUUCUCUACAAUAACGCAGAUGGAGAUUUCACUGUGACUCACUUGACCAAGGCCCAUUUGUUUCAUGAUGGCAGGAUCAAGUGGGUGCCGCCUGCCAUCUACAAAAGUUCAUGCAGCAUCGAUGUUACCUUCUUCCCCUUUGACCGGCAGAACUGUACCAUGAAGUUCGGCUCCUGGACCUAUGACCGUGGCAAGAUCGACCUGGUCAGCAUGUCCGACUAUGUAGACCAGAAGGACUACUGGGAAAGCGGGGAGUGGGUGAUUGUGAACGCCGUGGCCACUUACAACAUCAAGAAGUACAAGUGCUGUUCGGAGAUCUACUCAGACAUCACGUAUUCCUUCCUGAUUAAAAGGCUGCCACUGUUCUACACCAUCAAUCUCAUCAUGCCGUGUCUCCUUAUCUCCUGCUUGACCGUGCUGGUCUUCUACCUCCCGUCGGCCAGCGGCGAGAAGGUCCAGCUGUGCAUCUCCGUGCUCCUCUCCCUCACCGUCUUCCUCCUGCUCAUCACCGAGAUCAUCCCAUCCACCUCGCUGGUCAUCCCGCUCAUUGGCGAGUACCUGCUCUUCAUCAUGAUCUUCGUCACGCUCUCCAUCAUCAUCACCGUGUUUGUGUUGAACGUGCACCACCGCGCCCCGCACACUCACUCCAUGCCGCCGUGGGUACGUCGGCUCUUCCUGGACGUGGUGCCCCACUUCCUGUUCAUACGGCGGCCGAGUCAGAAGCCGACAGGCGCCCCCCCGCCACGAAAAAGGAUGAGCAGUACGCCCUUGUUUGCGGGGCAAGAAACGGAGCUGGAUCUGGCUUCUUCGCGCUCCCCCAGAGCCAGCCUCGUGCCCAGAGGCAGCUCGUCGUCUCUGGGACUGGUGGCCAUCGAGAGUGUGCAAUACAUUGCUGACCACCUCAGAGCAGAACAUGCCGAUUUCUCAGUGAAAGGAGAGUGGAUGUAUGUGGCGAUGGUCAUUGAUCGGAUCUUCCUGUGGAUGUUCAUAUUGGUGUGCAUUAUGGGUACAGCAGGGCUCUUUCUCCCUCCCUGGUGGUCUGGAAUGAUAUAG
Molecule: messenger RNA, 1335 nt
Organism: Sardina pilchardus (European sardine)
Lineage: Eukaryota; Metazoa; Chordata; Actinopteri; Clupeiformes; Clupeidae
Product: neuronal acetylcholine receptor subunit alpha-4
Exons: 6
Coding region: 4-1335 (443 amino acids)
Biological process (GO): synaptic transmission, cholinergic; regulation of membrane potential; response to nicotine
Cellular component (GO): synapse; neuron projection; plasma membrane
Molecular function (GO): acetylcholine receptor activity; acetylcholine-gated monoatomic cation-selective channel activity
Source: RefSeq, a predicted model, not a curated record